GGGGAAAGGAGAGAGAGAAGCAGGCAGGAGCUGAGCAGCUAAAGGGAGCCGGUUUCUGCGGGAGUUACUGCUGGAGCCGACCGUGCGAUGGACAACCAGUCCCGGGGAACCUGUCCAACAGCAGCUGGGCCCGGUCACACCUGAGGAGGGCAGGAGCAGAGGGCAACAGGCGACAGUGCCCAUGGAGGGAAAGCAGAGCCCGGAGCCGGUACUGCCUUACCCCGGGGCCAGCCCGGGCACUGAGGGCUGUAGCACGGACUUACUGAAGGCGGUCUCGGACUCCAUGGGGCUGUAUAUGGAUGAACUGUUACCCCAGGCUGAGCUGGACUCCAAGUCUGGCCCUGAGCCGGACAAAAGCAGCCUUGGCCCCAAAGCCCUGGACAACAUGGACAUGGCCCCCGUGCCCAGCCUUAGUGAGGCGCCGGCAGCGUCCCCCUGGGUGAACUGUGACCUGGGCUUAGCUAGCACUAACUCGGACAGUGCCGAUGUGGACAAGCCGGAAGCUGGCCCUUGGCCCGGGGGCAGUGACAGGGCAUUGCCCCCUGAUGCCAGGUUGCGGCGGGGAUGCCCCGGUGAGGCUCCGGCAGGGGCCGGGGGGCCCCUGAAGGCCGAGAUGUACCCGGACCGCCAACCCCGGGGCCAGCUCUCCCCCCUCAACAUCUUCCGCUUCCCCUUCCUACCCCUCAACCCCAUCUACUUGGCAGCCCGUACCCACCAGCUGCUCACUGCUGAGGACUGUGACCAUGCCCCGUAUAUCCCGGACAUCUCCAGCUCAUACCCGAGCUUUAGCGAGCCCGCCUCUCCCAGCUCCAAACCCGAAGCCCCGCAGGCGGUGGUCGGCAUGACCCCGGAGCCUGGCACCACCUUCAGCUACGUGCCGCCAGGAUACCCCCCGUACCCGGAGUACCCGGCCGCUUCCCCACCCCAGCAGCAGCCCCGGGGACCCUCCAGGGCUGAGGCUCCCAUGGAAGACGCCGUGAUGUUUAAGACGGAGCCUCUGGAUUCCUACAGCGUCUCCCACCCCGAGGCAGGACUCGGCUGUAACUUUCUGAUCCAGGAUGAGAGUAUGCCAUCUACUUCAGCAGCUCCAGCCAGCUGGUACCAACCCAUCACAUACCUGGGCUAUCAGGGAGGCCCCAAAGCAAUGUCCGGCACCUACUCGCAAGCGUACUCCCAGUAUAGCGGCAUGAUCAGGCCAGAGAAUGGAAGAGGCCAUGUUUCUCACUUUGCCCCUGGCCUGAGUCUGCAGAAGCUCUGUCUGAUCUGUGGUGAUGAAGCCUCGGGAUGUCACUAUGGAGUCCUCACGUGUGGAAGUUGUAAGGUUUUCUUCAAGAGGGCUGUUGAAGGGCAGCAUAAAUAUCUGUGUGCUGGAAGGAACGAUUGCAUCAUUGACAAAAUUCGAAGGAAGAACUGCCCAGCCUGCCGCCUCAGAAAGUGUUAUCAAACUGGAAUGGUGUUAGGAGCCCGAAAGCUAAGAAAAUUCAGUAAACUAAAGAACAUCGGGAACAGCCCAUCUUCUCUGCAGUCCGAAAUGACACUAUCAAGUGUCAAUGCAGUUGCAGUACCAAAGGUCUCAUUACAUUCAGCUCGAGCGGUCCAGUUCACGCCGACACUCGUUUCCAUUUUACAGAUAAUUGAACCAGAAGUUGUUUAUGCAGGCUAUGAUAACAGUCAACCUGACUCAACUAACUAUCUGCUAACCAGCCUGAACAGGCUAUGCGAGAGACAACUUGUAUCUGUUGUUAAAUGGGCCAAAUCUGUACCAGGCUUCCGGAAUUUGCACAUAGAUGAUCAAAUGACUCUCAUUCAAUAUUCUUGGAUGGGCCUGAUGGUAUUUGCAAUGGGAUGGCGGUCAUAUAAACACGUCAAAGGAAAAAUGCUGUACUUUGCUCCAGAUCUGAUUUUCAAUGAGCAGCGAAUGCAGAAGUCUGCAAUGUAUGAUCUGUGUAUAGCAAUGCGACAAAUCUCACAAGAAUUCAUUCAUCUUCAAGUGACCCAAGAGGAAUUUUUGUGCAUGAAAACCUUAAUACUCCUUAAUACAAUUCCCUUGGAAGGCCUGAGGAGCCAAUCUUACUUUGAAGAGAUGCGGAGAGACUACAUUAGAGAGCUGAGUAGAGCCAUUAACUUCCAGGAGAAAUGUUCACAGAGCAACUCUCAACGUCUUUACCAGCUCACUAAACUGAUGGACUCAAUGCAUGAACUUGUCAAGAAACUACAUCAGUUCUGCUUGAAUACUUUUGUUCAGUCCCAGGCAUUGAGUGUGGAAUUUCCAGAGAUGAUGUCUGAGAUUAUAACAACACAGUUACCCAAGAUCCUGGCUGGCCUUGUGAAACCACUGCUCUUUCACAAGAAAUGAGUAAAUUUCUUUCUGAGUUGUGCUGACUGCUUUCAUUUAUAGGCAGCAUUUUUCUGCAUUAUGCAAGUUGACAGCUUAAUUCCAUUUUUGUGACCAUGACAGUACCACAAAUGAAGAUUAUUUCAAAUUUAUUCCAGGAGAUUUAGCAAUGCUGUUUGGCAUAUUGUUAUUGUGGAAGUCCAUUGCCAUAACUGCACUAUAUGUUUUGUAAGCGAUGAAAUGUGAAUUUAGGUCUUUGUUGUUUGAUGUAUAACUUCCAGAUCAAAAUGAUUUUGUAUCUUUUGGUACUUUCUGGUAUUUUGUAACUUUCAAAAUAUGUAAAGUUUCUGCAUCUGCUCUAAAUGGGAAUGCUUCUGCUCUUCAGUUUGAAAGCUGCAUAACCCCCUAAAUUUCAUUAUUCAUCAUACUUCAUACGGCAUGAAUGAUAUCAAUGUUUUUAUCUAGUUGUUUCACUGAAUUGUAUGAUCAUCCUUUACUGUGUCCAAUCAGAAAACUUCCAUUUUUUUGGUCUUUUCUUCUGUCACCAUUAACACUUGUAUCAGAUGCUGAAUAACUAUGAGAGAUCAACUUUACAGCUUUUAUGUUCAGUGGUAAAUAGUCAGUGUUAAUUUAGUUUGAAAAACUUUUGAAUCAAACUGACACUUUCUGAUGAAGGGUCUAGGCCAGAAACAUCAGCCUUCCUGCUCCCAAGAUGCUACUUGGCCUGCUGUGUUCAUCCAGCUCCAUACCUUGUUAUCGCGGACAUUUAAAUCUUACAUUUAUCUGCCCUCAACAUUCACACCUAAUUUUCAAUCUAAAUAUGAAUAGCUACAAAAAACAGACCUUGUAUCAAUAUCAAUGACCAAGUUUAUGAAUUCCAGAUCCAGAGCUUUUAUUAGUGGUGAUAUUAAACAAUAUGGUAAUGAUGAGUUCUCCUAAACACCUUUCCCUUUGAAAGCCAGUCACGAAGGUUUAGUUGGUUAAUGUUGCUUCUAUUAAAAGGAAACAAAGAGAAUACAAAAUUUACAUUUUUGGGGUGUUACCUUGUAGAUCAAUCCCUGUACCUUGAUGAUAAUUACUACAAAUAUCUGUUUCUUAAGCUAAAAGAAAUAAAUACAUGCAAAGCAGCAAACCAACCACUUGAAUACCAGGUACCAUAUUGUCACAACAACAU
Molecule: messenger RNA, 3509 nt
Organism: Stegostoma tigrinum
Lineage: Eukaryota; Metazoa; Chordata; Chondrichthyes; Orectolobiformes; Stegostomatidae
Product: progesterone receptor-like
Exons: 9
Coding region: 182-2356 (724 amino acids)
Biological process (GO): regulation of DNA-templated transcription
Molecular function (GO): DNA-binding transcription factor activity; sequence-specific DNA binding; zinc ion binding
Source: RefSeq, a predicted model, not a curated record